Molecule: messenger RNA, 2021 nt
Organism: Armigeres subalbatus
Lineage: Eukaryota; Metazoa; Arthropoda; Insecta; Diptera; Culicidae
Exons: 1
Coding region: 160-1734 (524 amino acids)
Source: RefSeq, a predicted model, not a curated record
UCUGAGGUUGUAGCUCACACAGUCUUCGAGCUAGGAGACUUUGAAAUCAGGUGCUUUUCCGGUUUUCUCUGGUUUUCAUCGGAUCAACGUGGUUCAAACUCCAAGAGGCCUUCUGGUUAAAAGAGGUAACUAUCUCUGGGCUUAAAUUUUGGGUUAGGGAUGUCAGCUAGGUCUGGGGGGCCUCCUUCGGGAGACGACCCCCCCCCUCGGCCCCAAAAACUUCAUAGGAGGAUAGAUGGAAGUUACACCGGUCGGACGCUUCCGACUUACAUGGAUCCGCGCAACGAGAGGGGUGAGCUGAUGGUGCUUCGUCUUGAAGGAGUGAACGGAGCAUCGUUACCUGCCGCCCCGUUCUUAAUCAAAAAGUCCGUUCAUCAAUUCCUGGGAGCGAAUAUCGACUCCGCUUUCCCUGAAGGCGGUGGCCGGUCAUACGCCCUCAAAGUGAGAAAUCCUGGGCACUUUGAGAAGUUGCUGACCAUGGCUAAGUUAAACAACGGAACCCCUGUCAAGGUAAUCCCCCACCCGGUCCAUAACACGGUAAAAUGUAUAGUUUACUGUCGAGACGUGAUUGACCUACCUGAGGAAGAGUUACUGGAAGAACUGAAAGAACAAAAUGUUAUCCAGAUCCACCGGAUCACAAGGAAUGCUGGCCAGCAAAGAGAGAAUACUCCCCUCCUCGUCGUCACGCUUAGCGGGACCUCAAGACCGGAACACAUUUUCUUCGGUUUCUUGAGGUGCCCCACUCGACCCUACUAUCCGUCUCCCAUGCAGUGCUUCAACUGUUGGGAUUUCGGUCACACAAAGACAAGAUGUAAAGCCUCUAAAGCCACGUGUGGGAACUGCUCGGGUUUCCACCCGAUCGCAGAGGACAAAAGAUGCGACUUGUCGCCCUUUUGCUCCAAGUGUAGCAGUGGCCAGCACCCCCGCAAAAGCAGAGCCUGCCCAGCGUAUAGAUUGGAGAACGAUGUCCAGCGGAUAAAGGUCGACCGGGACUGUACCUACCCCGAAGCGCGACGCAUCCUGCAGCUGGAAAAGAGUGGAGAGCCAACGUACGCUGAAGUCGCCAAUGCAGGUCAAACCUCUAGGAGGAACUCUGCGCGGCGGGUGCCCGAAGAGAGCUCUCAGCAAGGUGGACCAAUUCAACCGACUAUGGCUACACUACUUGCCGCCCUCGCCGAAAAGGACGAGAGAAUCCGAAAACUGGAAGCCAUGAUGGAGGAAAGCCUCCGAAGGAAUGCCGAGCUCCAAGAUAAACUGGACAAAAUUAUAAACAGCCAGCUCCUUCAAACAGCAGCAACUCCCCAAUCAAUCGGAAUUGAUGAAAUCGACUUGAUGGACGACACACUCACGUCCGUCGAGAAACCGGAAGGGCCCAGCCCUGCCCUUAACAGCUCCUCUACCGAAGUCGAACCCACCCCUCAGACCCUAUCCAAAGCUGACUCCCAAGAUACUUCUCGGAUCUCCCCUGACCUUGUUUUCCUCUCACCCCUCCCCAUCAAGGAGAGAGUGAACUCAGGUGACGUUACGCCGAAACGAUCGGCAACAGCAGAACGAUCUGCACACUCGACACCCACCAGUGUCACUAAAGCGCGGGUAUCUCCUCAAACUUCCGGCCCCAGGAUCGCCGGGAAGAGGAAUAUCGCUAGCACGUCGCCAGAUCCAACCACCGAGCCCAAGAGUAUCCCAAAAACCCAACGGCUUAACGCCAAGAACAGCGGUUCUACCGCUAAAUAAUUGGAACCUUCAACUCCAAUGUUACAGCCUCCAACGUGCCACAAAUCUCGAACACCACCAACACCAAUGAGCCGACGUCGGACCCAGGUAGCCGAGGCACCAUUGGACCGGACGCUAUACCCCAACCGGAACCUUUGGAACGACCCCGGCGCCUGGUAAAGGCCGAGGACGAAGAAUUACAAUGUGGAGCCCUGGAUCGUCGGGGCGCCGGUAGACCGGACGUCAAGACCCAACCGGAACGACCGGACCGACCUCGGCAUCCAGAGGACGAAGAAAUAAAGAAGAGC